Messenger RNA from Dothidotthia symphoricarpi CBS 119687, 1911 nucleotides. RefSeq lists its product as uncharacterized. The transcript has a single exon. The record is from RefSeq and is a predicted model, not a curated record. Lineage: Eukaryota; Fungi; Ascomycota; Dothideomycetes; Pleosporales; Dothidotthiaceae. Bases 106 to 1761 code for a protein of 551 amino acids.
GCCAAGCCCGCUAGUUAUUUAUACUUGCUCACAACAAGAAAAACAAACUCAACUUCAUUUCAUCAAACGGCGAAUCACCAAAAUUCGCGCGACAACACCAAUGCGAUGGCCGGCUUAGAAGAUAUCCCGUUCGAGCUGUUACUCCAAAUCGCCGGUUAUCUCAAAGGCGACAAUGACGCGCUCCGGCAUCUCGCUUUGACGUCAAGAUGGUUUCUCUCCGCUGCACAAGAGGCACUCUACCAGGAAAUCAUAGUUGAAAAAACCUAUGACCGUGACCAUCCAAGGACGAAAACGCUUGUUCAGACUAGCUAUCUAUUUCGCACACUCUUUGCGCGGCCUGACUUUUGCAGAAAAGUGCGAGCGCUACGCCUACACGUACUUGAAUGGGAGACGAGUCACUCCGCCGACUGUGUGGAGACCCAGCAUCAUGAAACUGAGCCGGGGCUAGAGUGGAAAUGUUCCUGCGACUUUGCAAAGAUACAGGACUUGUGCGUACAAGCUGUCCAAGGAACGGAAAUGCGGCUGUGGCUUACCAAAAUGACGCCGUAUCCAGCCAUUCCGCGCCGAAAACGGUACCAGCAAUAUCGUGGAUGGCUGAAAGAUAUACACUACGAAUAUCAGCCCGCUCUUGUCGCCGUGCUACUUCAUAUCCUCCCCUCUCUGGAAUCGCUGUCCUUAAAAACACACAACGUCUCGGGCAAGGCCUUAACAACGUUGCUUGGUGUUGGGAACAUGCAGGGAAACUUUUCAUCUAGGUUGGUACCUGGUUUGUCUGCUCUCCAAUCGUUGACCACAACGUUUUUACCGCCUUGGACAGUGAUGACGCUACCCACCCUGCAUACACUUCACAUCAAGACCGGAGACAUCGACACAAUAGGAGGAACUGACUACCACCCGGUUGAUGUAUCACCAGGCGAACCUAUGGAUCACAGCCACGUGUGUACCAACAUCACCACUCUGAUCCUUGAUCUCAACGUCACGGUACUUACCAGAAAUUUGAACCUCUACGAAGGCGAGUUGUAUGGGUUACUCCACAAUCUACUCUCGCACCUCGAUGCACUCAGACAUCUUGAGAUUCGUCUUUUCCACAAUGACGAUAUGUCUCAUCACACGGACAUAGAUGAAGGUGAAGUGCUCUCAUAUGGCGAUCUUAUGCCUCUCCUUCAGGUCCCGACCCUGGAAACACUCACUAUCGACACGUCCGACGUUGAUUGGGAGAAGUAUGCCGACAAUGGUACCGGCCAGGCGUAUGAGUUGUGGCAGGCUGAUGGUAUUGAACCCCUCGACCUGCCUAGCCACGGCUGGCGCUAUCUCGUUCCAGAUCUCAUGCACCUACGCCGCCUCGUCCUACCUCAAGAAGCACUCUUUUUCCAUUAUCGUACUGACUCCCGUUAUGAUUUCCAACUUGACCAGGAGAAUUUCCUUCCUUGUUUGUUACCACCGUCGAUAGAAAUUGUCGAAGUCAUUGACUCGACUCGCAUGCUCAAUCAUUGGGCAAAAUAUGUACUCAUGCAUCGCCAUCAGUUUCCGUCUCUCAAACAGGUCGUGUUAUGGUGCGACAGGCUCCCAACUCCAUUGAUACAGGACCAGCGAUUUCGACAAGAGACUCCGAAUGGGGAAGAGAGCGAGGAGUCUGAUGAUAACAGAGAAUACAAACUUGAGGAUGAUGUGGAUGAUGAAGUCUGGGGUGCGCUACAGGGUAUCGGAGUGGAAUUGGUGAUCAAUACGACGCGAGGCAGGAACUGGCGAGUUGCAGGUUGAGACUGCUGUCAGGACAUCAAAGGGAACACAAGGAGACUUCACAAGUAAAUGCCAUUUUACGUCCAAGGCGUUUGAUCGUUGACUCGUUUCGACAGACUGAAGAUAGCAGGGCUGGUGUAGGGGCGAAAUUGAAAGUUGAUGCAUUAGCGG